UGAACCAUCGUAAUGGUCUUCCGUCGCGUGAUUCGCCAUCCUGGUUUAACCUGAUUGCCGCUUCUAAAAACUUAUCGUCCCGAUGAGGUGACGAGUUGUCGAGAGUGUAAAUUCUAAAAACUCUCAGAUUUUUAUGUAAAGCGGCCUGUUCUACGUGUAAACAUGUGUCGUUUCUGUUUUUAAUGAGUAUAUUUACCGAGUGUGAAAAUGGCCCAGGAGACUGACGAUAUCAAUUUGACUCCCCAAGAAUUACAAAUACUAUCUGAGUUAGACAGUAGGCAGUUUGGAUUUUUAAAAUUAAACUCACCAGAGCAAUCAAAGAAAAAAGCUUUAGUGGUACGUGCAAUUAAAUAUCUCGAAAGAAUGCUAGUUCAGGCACAAGCUGAAAAACAACGUAGAAAAGCGGACAGUACAAAAAUAAACCCCGAUGAAUUAAAAGAUGACGACGAAGAUAAGGGAAUUAGUAUCGAUCCUAAAACAUACUGCAAACUGGGACAUUUUCAUUUACUUUUGGAGGACUAUAGCAAAGCUAUGUCAGCAUAUCAGAAGUUUUACUCUUUAAAAGGAGAUUACUGGAAAGAUGCCUCAUUUUUGUAUGGACAAGGACUUGUCUAUUACCACUUCAAUGCUUUUCAAUGGGCCGUGAAAGCAUUUCAGCAGGUGCUAUGGGUGGAACCAGGAUUUCCACGGGCCUGCGAGGUUCACCUACGACUCGGCUUGAUGCUGAAGGUCCAUGCUGAUUUUGAUGCCGCCUUGAAGCACCUGACACUCGCCUUGAUCGAUGCCACCACACCUGCCUCUUUCUCCAAACUCGAAAUAAAAUUUCAUAUAGCCCAUUUGUACGAAGUCCAAGGGAAAUAUCGUUUAGCAAGGGAUCAUUACGAAGCGUUGCUGAAAGAAAAGGCACUACCUUCUCAUUUAAAGGCUGACAUUUGCCGUCAAUUAGGAUGGAUGUAUCACGUGGUUGACUGUACAGUGUUAGGUAUAACGAGACAGCAAAAACAAGCAAUCGCUAUUCACUGUUUGCAAAAGUCCAUUGAAGCGGAACCGAAGAGCGGCCAAAGCCUUUACCUGUUGGGACGUUGUCUGGCUGCUUCUGGAAAAGUUCAUGAUGCGUUUAUCGCUUACAGAAAUUCCGUGGAAAAAUCCGAAGGCAAUGCCGACACGUGGUGCAGCAUAGGGGUGUUGUACCAACAACAGAAUCAACCUAUGGACGCUUUGCAAGCCUACAUAUGCGCCGUACAAUUAGACAAAUCACACUCGGCCGCGUGGACUAAUGUGGGCAUUUUGUACGAAAGCGUUAGUCAACCAAAGGACGCUCUAGCGUGUUACGUCAACGCAUCCAGGGGUAAUAACGCGCCAAAUUGCACGGGCUCAUUGGCGAGUCUAGGCGGUGCUAAGUCCGGUGGUAACACCCCGAUGAACCCAUCUCUUCAGCAACGGAUCAACUUCUUGCAAAGUCACCUGAGCCAAGCACCAAUGCCUUCCGUCGCUACCAAGAGGCGGCAAUUGCCGUGUAUAGAAGACGCUUGGAACUUACCCAUCAGCGCUGAGAUGUCAAGCAGACAGCAGCAACAACAGCAACCACCCACAGGUCCAGGUUACAAGUACGGUACUACACCUGCCGGGCCACCACCUCCGUAUCCCCAGGGACAAGGACAAAACCUUAAUACAAAAAGAUUUAAGCAAGGAGAAGAGCCAAUUUCUCCAGGUUCGCAACAGCGGCCACCACCCUUUUAUCUUACAUCCCAGCAGCUACAAAUGCUACAGUUUCUUCAACAGAAUCAUGGAAGUUUAACGCCUCAACAGCAAGGUCUGCUUGUUCAGUUGCAGCAACAGUACAGAUGCAUGCAACAACAUCAGCAGCAAAUUAGAUUGCAACAACAACAAGCUGCGCAGAGGGGAUUGAGGCCUGGACAACCUGGUUAUCCCACUGGGUACAAUCACGCACAACUGGGACAAGCUGGUGUAAUAAAGAACUAUGGGAUACCUCAACAACCGCUACAGCAGGGUGGAACCGUUGCAUUGCAAACUGGAUUCUCAGACUCGAAUGUCGGUUACAAUACAGCAGCGACUGGCAACAGCCAAACACCAGGAAUGCCUUACAAGUCUGCUUCUGAUUCAAAUUAUCCUCAGAGACAAUUGUCGUCCGGCCAAUACAACCAGUACCAGCCUAAUCAGUAUACCGCCCAGGGUUAUACUCAGAUAUCAUCAACAACGAGCAAUUAUCCAGAAGGUUCUGCUGGUAACAAGGAUCUAGGAGUCACGGAUCAAGAGUUACAGGCACUGUUGUCGCAGAAGGACAUCGCGACCUCGUUGGCGGAAGAUUUAUUGAAACAUUUUGGCUCCGAGGAUUUAGACGUAAAGGAAGAAGCGCCGAGCAUUAUGAACAAUGGUACUUUAAGUUCCGGUCCGUUUUCACCGUCGAAUCUCGAGGAAAGUACAGAGAAGAUCAAGGAAGUGAAACUGGAGAAGGUAGAGGAUAGCCAACCAUCGUCCACGUCCACGAAACUCGAAACGUACGAGAAGAGUAAUUCGAAGGCGCCUACCACGGCGGUCGAGACGGUUAAGUGCGAGGCGACGUCAAGUACAAAUAAAAUAGAACCGAUUGCUCGAGUCGAGCCGGUUUUGAAAUUAGAGAGCUUAUGCGAAUCGCAGCCCGAGCAAGAACUUAGUAUAGAGAUGGAUUCGAAGACUAUUAUCGAGGCAUGCAAAGGUCAAGGGUUGAAAGGUGUACCAAACUGUUCGAUACUGAGCGAUCGUUCACCACCCCCGGCACCACCCGAUCCACCGAGUCAGAGGCUAACCAAGGAACAGCUCCUACCACCGACUCCUAGCGUUUAUUUAGAAAAUAAGAAGGACGCGUUCAGUCCACAGCUUCAAGAAUUUUGCUUGAAGCAUCCGAUAGCUGUGAUUCGUGGUCUGGCAGCUGCAUUGAAGCUGGAUCUUGGAUUGUUCUCGACAAAAACGUUGGUCGAAGCGAAUCCGGACCAUGGUAUCGAGGUGAGGACGCAAAUGCAACAAACCAGCGACGAAAACUGGGAUCCCGUUAUGGGCAGGAAAGUUUGGGGUUGUAUCAGUCACAGAAGUCAUACAACCAUCGCGAAAUACGCACAGUAUCAAGCAUCUAGCUUUCAAGAGAGUUUGAAAGAGGAAAGAGAAAAAGCUCAAGGUAUACACACCUCGAAUCUGUCCGAUUCUGAUUCGAAGGACAGCACCGGCGCUGUCAGAAGGAAGAAAAAUGCUUUUGGAUUGGCCGGCCGACCAGGCUCGAAAAUGCUGCGGUUUGGGACCAAUGUAGAUUUAUCGGAUGAAAGAAAAUGGAAACCGCAGCUUCAAGAACUGAUGAAAUUACCAGCGUUUGCCAGAGUCGUAUCCGCUGGAAAUAUGCUCAGUCAUGUUGGUCACGUUAUUUUAGGCAUGAAUACUGUUCAGCUGUACAUGAAGGUACCUGGCAGCAGAACACCUGGUCAUCAGGAGAAUAAUAAUUUUUGUUCCAUUAAUAUCAACAUUGGACCAGGUGAUUGCGAGUGGUUCGCGGUACCUGAUGCAUAUUGGGGUGUAAUUUGUUCUCUUUGCGAACGUAAUAAUAUCAACUACCUUCACGGUAGUUGGUGGCCAUCUUUAGAGGACCUAUACGAGGAAAAUAUUCCGGUCUAUAGGUUUUUACAAAGACCAGGCGAUCUUGUCUGGGUUAAUGCGGGAUGUGUACAUUGGGUUCAAGCUGUUGGUUGGUGUAAUAACAUAGCAUGGAACGUAGGCCCUUUGACCGCUCGUCAGUACCAACUGGCAAUUGAACGAUACGAAUGGAACAAGUUACAGUCGUUCAAAUCCAUAGUACCAAUGGUACACCUUUCCUGGAAUUUAGCUCGGAAUAUCAAAGUGUCAGAUCCCAGACUGUUUGAAUUAAUUAAAAAUUGCCUGUUAAGGACAAUGAGACAGUGCUGCUUAAUAUUAGAGUUUGUAAAAAGUAAGGGUGUCGAAGUUCGAUUUCACGGACGAGGAAAGAACGAAGCGUCGCAUUAUUGUGGCCAGUGCGAGAUUGAAGUAUUUAAUAUCUUGUUUAUAAGAGAACAAGAAAAACGUCACGUAGUACACUGUAUGGAUUGUGCACGAAAACAAUCACCAUCAUUAGAAGGAUUCGUUUGUCUAGAAGAGUAUAGAAUGCGCGACUUAAUGGACGUUUACGAUGGAUUUGCGUUACAUUCAUCUUUAACUACUCCCUCAUCUAUUCAAUCUAGCCAAUCCUCCUGAGGUUACAUGCAACACAGAUAUUUGGACUUUUUGGGCACUUUACAGUGACUCAAUAGUACCAAUUUCUGUGUUUGUAAAGUAACUUUUUACGAUAAGCAUUAUUUAGGUACCUGAGAGCUACUACGAGAAAAAAAUGACAAGAAAUUAGAGAAAUUUUAUGCGUUAGACCAUUCACACUAAGUCAAACAUAUGUUUCCAUACUAAUUUUAAGGCACCGAGUAAUAUGUGGUAUCAUAUUAUAAGCAAUUUGAAAGUUUUAAUCAUUCUAACAAUUAGUUAGCGCGAUUUGUACAGAUAAUUAGUAGACAAUAUUUGGAUAAUUUUUUAAUCAUUCAUAUGAAACAAUGAAUACGAAGAUUUGAUACAGCUCUCGGGUAUUUCAAGUCGAAGCUAUGAAAACAGGAGAAGACUGCGUCUUUCUUUUAACUACGCGAUAUAUAUACAUAUAUAUAUGUAUGUAUAUAUAUCAUGUAAUCCUUUGAUAAUAUCGCUAAAAAAUUUCUUUUUAGUUCAUUCAGAUUAUUCGAGGUUCCAUUGUAUAAUGAAAAAUUUUGUGCAUAUAGAAGAAAAAUUAUGAAAUUGUUCACUGCCAAUUGUGAAUAUAUUAAAGGAUUACACUUAUUAGUCCAAAGUGGUGAGGGAUAAGCUAUCGUUAACUAUUGUUAUGGUUUAGAAUAUAAAUGUAAAAUAUUGCAAAGCUGCUCAAAACGUACUUGUACAUUUUUUGUAUACAAACAGAUCAUAACAAUUAUUGGUUUUUAUGAAAUUCAUCGAGAUAUUAGCACGGUACGAAUGUCCUACCGCCACUGGCAAUUGUUCGAUUCAUGAAUCAACAAGGAUAUUGAUUUCAUAGCAAUUUUCGAAACAAUUAGACUAAUAUACAGUGUUAUUAAAUAAACUUUUCUAAAACGACAUACGUCAAGAGUUUGAUAGAAAAGUAUGCAACCAGUAGAGUGGCAUUCGUAGCAAAUAUCUUGCUCUUCGCAUAUAAAUCAAUCAUUGUGUCGUUGCGGCUCUAAAAUAUUUGUACAGUGAAUUGUAUUAUUUGUAAUAGCGAUUUUGAUGAUAUAACGACUUGCAUAUUUCGAACAUGAAAAAACGAUCAUGUGCCGCGAACUGAUUAUGAAACGGCGUUUCUCAAUUUAUAGAUUUUAUUAUUACUAUUAUUAUUAUUGUUGUUGCUGUUGUUUCCACGAACGAAAACAACGGAGAAGCGUGGUGUAAAUUAGUUGGAUACGAAAUUGAAAAUCAUGUGAGGCAUUAUUUUAAUCUUUUUUUCACAAUCAUGAAACGACGAAGUAAAAAAAUAUUUAUUGAUUAUUAAUUAUAAUAUAAAUGAAUUUGUUCCGAUGAAUUUUUUAAUUAUGUUAAGUAUCUCGUUGAUUUAUAUAAUUUACCUUGUGAAGAGAGAAAAAGAAGCGUAGAUUAAUUUUUUCUUUAAUAUACUACUUAAUUUAAUUGCGAUCGUAGAGCAUUUGGAGAAUCUUAAAGAACCUAUAGGCGGUACAUAAAAUGACAUCAAGAUUAUUUGAAAGAAAAAAAAUUGGGAAACGCUGAUGUAUAAUGUCUAACAGCGAGUAAUCAUAUUUUAAAGUUAAUGAAAAAAAGAAAACGUACCUUCAAUUCAGUCUCGUCAAUUCACAUUGGUGUUUAGCAACGCCAAAUGUACGUGCCAGAAUGAUACCUAACCUACCACAAGUGUAUAAAUAAUUGCAAUUCUUGUUCCGCCGAAACGAAAACAAAACAGAAUAAAAAGAAAUGUAUUUUCACAAAUGCGUGCGAGAGAGGGAGAGAGAGAGAGAGAGAAAAUGAAAGAAGCGGUAGAUAGUACGAGUCAUAAUAAAAUCAUCGGGAAACGAUGUAUUUUUGAAAAAUUCUAGAAAAAUGCUAGGUUCCACCGAGUUAAUUAACGAUAAACAACAGCCGUAUUUCUUUUGUACACGCGACUAAUAUUCGCGUCGUUCAAUUGCAAUAUAUAAUAUAUAUAUGUAUAAAUAUAUAUAUAUUUAUACAUAAUAUACCACAGUGGCCGUGUAUAAUGCUAGUUUCUGAACAUCCGUAGCUCGACAUCUAUGGUCAUUAGACGACCAUAAUUCGGUUCAGGAGCUAAAGGAGUAUUUUAAUCCAUGCACUCAAAUGAUCUCAAAUGCAUGUAAUAUUGGCAGCCGAAUUUCACGGUGAGCUCUGCCAAUAUUUCGAACUGACUUGACAACUUGGAUUAAUAAAUUGUGUAUAAAUAUAUAUUUAAUGUAAAGUAAUAAGAUUAGGUAAACGUGAAAUGAAAUCGAAACAUACGGCUCAACGGUUUCGAUAUAGUUGAUAUUUGAAGAAAUUAGAAGUGGUCCUUCGUGUCCUGCUAGCAGGUAUAUUUUGCUGCGACCUACGGUUCGUCUGAAUUUAGUCAAACUCAGAGUUAGAGAAAUUGAUUUCCUUGAUCAUAUGCAAUGCUGUGCAUACAAAACCGUAACUGCUUAGAGAUUACAUUUUUGUUUUUAAAUACAAAGUUGAUUUAAAUUCAAACGUUACGUGUUUUGUAAGGGACUAGAAACAAAGCUGUGUAACUUUGUUUUUAAAAAGACAUGUUCAAUUACUAUUUUUGUGGUAGGUGACGUCUUGUAACAAUCUAAGAAUUGGGAAUCAUGUACAUGACACAGAAAUGACAAUUAGAUACGUACUAUAUGUUAAAUUUUGAUUGACAGUACGUAUUGAAAUUUCAUUGUUUAAUAAAAUUUUCAUUAGAGUAGAAUUGAUCACAGCAUUAGCUACUCAAAUUCGUUUGCGAUUAUUUUAAUUAUCUGGAAUGUUUUAAGUCCUUCGAGUCUAAUGUCUUAACGAUAAAUCUUUUGAAAUUCUCAUUUUAGCAUAUUUCAUACAAGUAUGUUGCAAUUAGAAGAAUGAACUGGAAACCUUAUUCUAUAGCUUUAAACAAUUGGCAGUAUUAUUGUUAAUAAAUUUUGUCAUGAAACAUGAUACUGAAAAUAAAGAAGCAUAAAUAAUUGGUAUUUAUCUGAAAAUACAAUGAAAUUUUUUACGGUAACAUACUAGAUUCUAUGAAUAACCGUCAAACAAAACAAUUUGUUUAUAAGUUAGAGAAAAAGUAAAGGCACAAAGGAUCAUUAGGUACGUUAAAAUAUACUAUUUCGUAUAGUAGACUGGGUAAUGUAAACUUCCAAAUACCAUUUCCUUGUUAAAUUGCUAUAAAUUUGGUAUUUGAAAAGUGUACAUUUGCUAGUCGAUGUGUCUAGUUUAACAUUUUACAGCUUUCCUUUUUCUUUUUUUUUUUUUUUUUCAUUAAAUCAAUGUUUAAAUUGCGUAUAAUUAUCUCUGUAAUUAAUGACGAAUUGCGAAUGUUAGUUUAAUUAAAGGAAUACCAGAGAGAACUUGACUAGAGGGAACUCAAUCCGAUUGAUGUAUUAACUUAUCGUUUAAAGAAAUGUAAGUAACUGUUGAUAUUUGAUUUCUUUCUUAAAGCAAGAGUAGAAAUAACAGGAGCAAAGAAUUGUGUAAUAUAUGAAUCCUGUAAACAAUCACUCAAGCGUUUAUCUUGCACAUACAGAUCUUUGUAUUUUCAUACGGAGAGCAACUGAUUAAUUUGAAAAAGUUAUACGAUUUAGCAUUGCACAGGAACACUAGAGAAUUAUCACAGAAGAGAUUGAGUACCCCUAGAUCCUUCUUCUUAAAACACCUCUUGAGCUUCGCAAAUAAUAAUUAGAAGAAGAAAAAAAGAAAAAGCACACGUAAGAACAUAUUUUCACUAAAAAUUAUGUACGAAGAGUUUAAGUUGUAUAUUUACCAAGUGUACGAAGCUGACAGAUAUUUAAAAAAAAAGAAAAGAAAAAAAAGAAGAAGACAAAGAUUUAUUUUUUCUGAACAACUGACUGUAGCGAAGAAGAAAGAUCAUAUUUUCGAAUUUGUCUGUAAAUGUAUCGUGAACCGUAGCAAGUUGUAGCAAAGAAAAGAAACAUAAGUGGAAGAGGAAAAAGAAGAAGAAGAUUCGUGUAGCUUAAAACUUGUAAAACUGUGUGUAUUUUAAACGUGAGAACGUUCACUGCCAAAUUGUGAUAAACAGAUCCCACCUUUAACCGGAGCGUUUUCUUAACUUCUGAUCGCAUUGACCAAUUAUUUCCUCCUAAAUAGUUACCGUUAAGAUUAUAUAGCGUCGAAGAAGAAGAUAUAGCGUUGACCAAUGCAGCUAGAAUCGAAGGAAACCGCUCCCUAUUUUAAGCGUGUAGCAUCGUAAUAAUAAUAAGAAAAAAAGAAAGAAAA
This is a messenger RNA of Osmia lignaria (orchard mason bee), 8520 nucleotides long. It is a transcript of the gene Utx, whose product is annotated as Utx histone demethylase. Gene Ontology annotation, biological process: regulation of gene expression. Gene Ontology annotation, molecular function: chromatin DNA binding; RNA polymerase II cis-regulatory region sequence-specific DNA binding; protein binding. Lineage: Eukaryota; Metazoa; Arthropoda; Insecta; Hymenoptera; Megachilidae. The record is from RefSeq and is a predicted model, not a curated record. Gene Ontology annotation, cellular component: MLL3/4 complex.